ACCUCUUUUCCAGCUGCAGGAGCCCGGGACCCGGCUGGCGCCGCCAGGCGGCCUCCCCCCCGCCCCUCGGCACGGCUCCAGCCAACUCAUUGGCCGAGUCCGCGAUGACGUCGUGGGAUCACAGAAAGAAAUCCCAGCGCCCGGCGCACCGGAGGUAUUCUUCGUCAGCUCGGGCUACCUACGUCCUCGUCUCCUCACCUGGCCGCUGCAGCCUGCAGCGCGUCUCAGCGCUGCGCACAUCGCCGCCGCCAUGGUGUCCCCGGUCACUGUGGUAAAGAGUGAGGGACCCAAGCUGGUGCCCUUCUUCAAGGCCACCUGUGUGUAUUUUGUGCUCUGGCUGCCCUCAUCCAGCCCAUCAUGGUUCAGCGCCCUCAUCAAGUGCCUGCCCAUCUUCUGCCUCUGCCUCUUCCUUCUGGCCCAUGGCCUAGGAUUCCUGCUGGCCCACCCCAGCGCCACCCGCAUCUUUGUGGGGCUCGUCUUCUCUGCUGUAGGUGAUGCCUUCCUCAUCUGGCAGGACCAGGGCUACUUUACGCACGGUCUGCUGAUGUUUGCUGUGGCCCAUGUGCUCUACGCCUCCGCCUUUGGCAUGCGGUCAUUGGCUCUUCAGAAAGGUCUGGUGAUGGCAGUGCUAUCGGGCCUGUCCUACGCCCUCCUCUACCCAUGCCUCUCAGGUGCCUUCACCUACCUGGUGGGGGUCUAUGUGGCCGUGAUUGGCUUCAUGAGCUGGCAGGCUGUGGCAGGGCUACAGCUGAUCGGGGCUGCCUGGCGCUGGACUGAGUUGGCAGCAGUCAGUGGUGCUCUGCUCUUUAUCAUCUCAGACCUGACCCUCGCCCUCAACAAGUUCUGCUUCCCUGUGCCCUACGCACGGGUGCUCAUCAUGUCUACCUACUACGCUGCCCAGAUGUUUAUCGCCCUGUCAGCUGUGGAGAGCCGGGAGCCAGUGGAGGAUGAUAGACGAAGCAAGACCAACUAGGACGCUAGGAUCUGGUUGCCCCUCUCUCUCUCUGGAGCUGGGGUCCAGAACCUAGGAGCCUGCAAGAGCUGGGUCGGGAUGGCUGCAGUACCAGUCUGGGGCCAAAGAAACCGCCCAAGAAAUACAUGAGUUUGAGGGGGUAAGCAGGAGAAGGAUCUCUAGUAAAGCUAGUGGUCCAAGACAAUGCCAGGAGCUAGAAAGAUCCAGCCUAAUGCUCUAGGCUGGAGCCAGAAGUAGAUAUCUCCUCUCCUGUACCCCAUUGCAUUGUCAAAGUCCCGCAGGAGGGCAAUGGUGCUCAGCCCCUUGAUGUCCCCCAACUUCUACUAGAUGGAAAGGUCUGACUGCCCACUCCUACUCUUCCUGAUCCACAUGGAGUUGAGGGAAGAGGGGAGAAUCUGCUGAGAUGAUCCAAGGCUGGGGCUUGAAGCCCCUUUCACAGGCCCCUUGUUGGGAAGAUUGGGUAAGGGUAGAGCCUUCCUCUCUCUCAUCUAUCCUUGUUACUUGAACAGUCUUAAUCUCUGAGUGGUGGUUGGGAAGGUGAAGGGGUGUUUGAUUGAGACAAGAUUGGGGAUUUCUUUGGGAGCUUGGGGUCCCAAGGACUCAUGAUGGUCCCAUCUCUCUCAAAGGUCAGCCUAAAGCUCAGGCCCCAACACUACCACCCUCAGACCCUAUCUCCAGGGCUGGGGUGAACCAUGCCAAAGGACAGGGCCAGCCUAUGUGUGUGUGUGUAGUCUAUUGCCCAGCCUUUCUGGGUUUUUCUUUGCCAUCUGUCUCGGUCCUGCUGUCUGUCAAAGUCAUGUAGGGAGAGAGCUUCAGGGAGGUGCUGAGGGGGUGCUGAGCCUGACUCAGAAGCUGGGACCCCCCUCCCCCAUUGCUUUCCUCCCUGUCCCUCCUGUACUGGGAGGAAAAGGAGGGUGCUCCAGUGACACUCUAGGAUCAGAAGACCCAAGGCACAUUCAAUGCAAGGGAAGCAAGGAUGGGACAACUCCAUCCUCUACUGCUCAUGUGAAAAAUAAAAAUAAAAACCAAGGGCCACUGGUUGCCCUACUUGUCUA
Molecule: messenger RNA, 2028 nt
Organism: Manis javanica (Malayan pangolin)
Lineage: Eukaryota; Metazoa; Chordata; Mammalia; Pholidota; Manidae
Gene: TMEM86A
Product: transmembrane protein 86A
Cellular component (GO): membrane
Molecular function (GO): hydrolase activity
Source: RefSeq, a predicted model, not a curated record